AGGCUUCUAGACCCAAAACUAAAGACUCUUUGUUGCAUUUCCACACCCCAGAGACAACAUAACAAUGACUCACUGCCCCUUCUCUUUCGAAUCCUUCUUUGCGCCAAAGAAAUUGCUGCAAUUCUUCACAAUUUCCUCUGCCCUUUCCUUUUCUUUUCCUCUCUGCAACAAUCUUCGUUACCCUCUACAACCCUUUUUCCCUUUCUUCUUUUUCAACUCUCUCUUGUCCAUCUGCUUCCUUCAAUUUUCUAUUUUUUCACCUUCAGCCACCUUUCCAGUCUAACCUGCUAACCAUGCCUGCCACAGCUAACUAGACAAUGUUGGAAAUUUGAUCUUUGACAUCUUCAUCUCUGUGAAAAAAGUUGUGGACUGGGCGACCUUUGGACUGUAAUCAAUUACAUAUCUGAGCCAAAUGUCUGGUGGGUUAGUUCCUCCAGUUCGGGUUGUUAGAUGCCCUAAAUGUCGGUUACUUCUUCCAGAGCCUACAGGAUGUGAUUUGUACAAGUGUGGUGAAUGUGGCACUACUCUUCAAGCUAAGAAACGAUCAGGUGUGAAUGUUAGUUCUCAAUCCAGUACACAAGAACCUAUUGCAGCUCCUGGAAAGCUUCUGGUUCCCUCUCGGGAAUGUAGUUUGAACGAAAAAACUUCUUCUGCCGAUUGUCAUGUAGUUGGAAAUAGUAACAGGGGACAACUUGUUCCGUUUAUUUUAUCUGAUGAAGAACAAGAAACUGAGUCGGAUAUCUAUAAUUUGUCACACAGAAGGCGUAGAAUGUCCAGCAAAGGUUGUUCAAAUUCAAAUAAGACCAAUCACUCUGAGAUUGAGGAGGUAAAUGAAGGAGAGUUGGUAGAAGAAUUGAAAGAGGAGUUUGUUUGUGCACUGGAUGAAGAUGGCUAUAAUGAUAGAUCAGCUUCAACUCUGAAAGGGGUAACAUCUGAAAAGAAAAAUACUGAAGUUGACCUAGAAGGAGCGAGAGAGUUCAUUUCUGAGUCAGAUGGACAAAAUGCCAACAAAGGCAAAUCAGUUGUAGUAGGUGCCGUCCCUAAUAAAGUAGAAAUUACUGAAAGCAUUGAUUCAGAAGGAGAAGAAGAGUUGAAUGGUGGAAACUUGUCAUCAGAGGGAGCAGAAGAGGAGUUUAGUUCUGCAUUGGAAGAAGAUACCAAUAAUUAUAAAUCAGCUCCAGUCGGUGAAAGCCUUGAAGUGAAAAUCACUGAAAUCAAUAGAGCAGAGGAGUUAAAUGAUGGAAAAUUGUUUGUGGAAGCAGAACAUACACCGGAUGGAGAAGAUUCCAAAAACAAUCCAUCAGUUAUAGACGGUGGAAAACCUGAAGUGGGCACUACAGAAAGUGCUUCUACUACUAUAAGGUCAAGUACAGAGGAGGAAAACAUUUUAUACGUUAUGCCUGAUAAACUUGAAGUUCCACCUGCUAAUCUUGUAUCCUCUCAUAAACAAAAGACGCAAGCUCAAAAAGAUGUUCACCGUGGCUUUGAUCGUGUAAGGUCUGUGAAUACAAGAGAUAGCACAGAAUUAAUUGAUCACAGUUCAGAGCUUAGUGAUAUUCAUGUUGGAAAAUUGUCCAAGUCCCCAAUUGCUAAAAGCUCUCAUGCUUAUGAUGGCAGCCUCUCUUCUUAUGAUGCAAUGGAUGAGAGGUCAACUAGCCAAUAUUCAGGUUCGUUUGACAACACUCACACCAUUACUAAUGAUGUUUCUGAGGGAAGGACCAGAAAGGGUAAAGGUCUUGUUCAAAACUUGCUCUAUGGAGACUUUGGAACACAACGUCAAUCACAUUUGUCCGAUGCGAAGCACCAUGCCAAGAAAGAAGAUGGCUGGGGUAAUCAAAACAAAGUGGUUGAGGAGACUACAAGAAAUGGUCAUCGACGCUGGAAGAGCACAAAGAGAGACGAGUUUCCUCCCAAAAUUCCUUUUCAUCGAAGUAGUUCUCGUUCUUACUAUGAAAGCGGAAACUCAUCAAACCAUAUGCAUGAUGAGAUCCACCGCAGCUCGAGCUUUCUUUCACAUGAAUCCUUUGAGGAAACUGACCAAGAGAAGACGAAACUGUUCAACAUGAUUCAUAAGUUGCAGGAUCAACUGAACAGGACUCUAUACACGAGUAGAGCAGCAAAUGGAAGACUGUCCAAGGGUGUGGCUUACAAGGGAAAUCGUAUUUCUGCUUACCAUAAUAAUGACUUUGAUGAGGGGAGAAGGUUUUCUUAUGGUUUGGAUUACCCUUUGUGUAAUGGAAGAUGUAGUCAUGGAGUCAACUGGCACCAAAGGCAUAAUAAAUCCUCACGGAUACCUUAUUCAGCUGAGGCAACAAGCAGUGCAUUCAAUGUUGAUCAUUCUUGCUACCAUUGUCGUUCCCAAGAGAGGCAGUUUUCAGCAGAUAUCUCACCACAUGGUCUUUUCCAGCAUGAAAGGCUACAGAGGUCCUGUGCAGGCCGAGACUGUUGCUCUUUUUCUAAUCACUCCUAUCCUUCAAGUCCACAAUGGUUCACAGGUUCUAAACUUCCACCAAUGUACGGACGUGAAACAAAAUCUGAUGAUCAGAGGCGUAGGGUUCCUGAGUUAAGUAGAUAUCUAAGGGAGAAAAGGAACUUGGUAGCUAAGAGACACCACAGGCCAGUGGCAGGUGGAGCUCCUUUUGUCACUUGUCAUAAAUGCUUAAACCUGUUGCAGCUACCUGCAGAUUUUCUCCUUUUCAAAAGGGCAUGUCAUCAGCUGAAAUGUGGGGAAUGUUCAGAGGUGCUCAAGUUUUCACUUCAUGGAAGCCAUAUAGAUUUAUUUUCAUCAAAUAAUGCUAUUGGCUCUCCAUCAAGGGACCUAAACGACCAAAGCCGGUUGAUUAGUAGCAGCAGUCUACCUUCAGCAUCACAUGCAAAGUAUUACCGUUAUUCACCUGCAGAGGCCAUUUCAUAUUAUGAUGAUUAUAGUCUUUCUAUCUCUAAAAGCUACUCCUCGGAAGGAGAGCCUAUUUCUUUGGCACAUUCUCAUCAGUUUCAUGGCAAUGAAUAUGAUAAUCCAAGAGUCUCUCGUGGUAUAUUUGAGCCUUCAACUGAGAAGGAGAACGUUGCUCCAAGAUAUUCUAGUGCAAGGAAGGGUUUGGUGGAGACAGAUGAAUCAGCUAUCUUUCCCACCAAUAUGUCUGGAUCUAGGAAAUUGACAUCAGAAAUGUGGGCAAGGCCACCACAAAAAAGUUCAUCACUUCAUCUACUGAUGGGAUAUUCUUCACCAAGUCAAGUAAUAAGAGGGUCUCGGACUUCUUUUGAAGGUGACUAAGGAGCUCACAGUUGACAAAAUCAUUAAAGAGAACUAUAAUGUUUGUUGAAGCUGGAAGGAUCAAGAAUGGGGGAGUUCUGUCAGAAUUUGACAUGUAAUAAGGCAUCCACAUGAAGACUUGAAGUGAUUUUCUUUUUCUUCCUGAUUUUAUUUUUUUGUAUCACAAGCCAUUUAUCUCCAUUAUUCAAUUUUUGUAUACAAUUUCUGUAACAUGUACUCUGUUUAUAAUAAUCGUCAUCUAAUGAUUUUGGUGUAUAAAAUGUUUAGUAUCUGUAUUUUAA
This is a messenger RNA of Vigna umbellata (rice bean), 3555 nucleotides long. RefSeq lists its product as uncharacterized. The record is from RefSeq and is a predicted model, not a curated record. Lineage: Eukaryota; Viridiplantae; Streptophyta; Magnoliopsida; Fabales; Fabaceae. Gene Ontology annotation, biological process: regulation of defense response to fungus.